UCAAUAGGAAUCAAGAUUUUCUGUUCGCGAGUUGUUUCGCAACAUGUCCUAUUUGAGGCGUUUAAAGGGUUUUAUUGAAAAGGAUUAUUUCGAUUUCGAGAGGCCCGACAUCAAUUUAUACAAUUUCCAUCCACAACUACGUAUUUUACUUAUUGUAAAUGGUAUAUUUUUUAAUAACCGCAACUCUCGUAUCAGAUUAAUUUGGCCUGGAGGAUCUAUUUUGUUAUGCAUGCUAGCUGUUUGUUUGGAAUCGAUGUUCAUAUAUCAUGGCCUCACUACUAAAGACUACUCAUUCGCUACAGAAUGCUUCUGUUGUUUUGUCCUGCUGGGGACGAUGCCUGUAGUCAGUUUAAGUGUGCUCAAAAACAAAGAUAAUAUCUUAGACUUGAUCGAAAAUAUGAAUGAAACUUUCAUUUAUAUACGCCGUUUAGAAAGCAAAUAUCGUAACUCAUUCUUAGAAGGGCAACUAAUAAUUUGGAAAUUUUACAAUGCGUGGUUAAUAUUUUGUUGUAUCGUGUGCGGUACUUUUUUCAUGUUCCCAGUUUUUGUUCUAAUGUACCAGAGUCUAUUUCCUUCACUGGACGAGGAUACGACUAGGCCACUAGUGUUUCCGAUAUGGUUGCCCAAAUUGGACGGUUAUAGUACACCCAUUUAUGAAAUAUUUUUAAUUUUGGAAAUUAAUUAUUGCUUGAUAUUCCUUCAAACGUUUUGUGUUUACAUCUACACAUUGUUUCACAUACUUUUGCAUUUUUAUUACAUACUCCACAUGAUUAAACUUGAUUUAGAAGCGAUAUUUGACGAUAUUGACGAAUCCGUUGCCCUAUUACCGCACCGUGAUACUCGUAGGAUUGAAGUUCAGAAAAUCCUAAAUGGAAGGAUGAAGAGGGUCGUAACGUGGCACAUAUCUGUGUUCAAAGCAGUCGAAGCGGUGUCUUCUAUUUAUGGUCCACCUUUGGCUUACCAAGUAAUGUUCACUUCCAUUGCGAUUUGUCUAAUUGCCAUCCAAAUUACACAGAAAUUAGAAAACGGCAUCUUGGAUAUAAGAUUUACAAUGUUAGGAGUUGCUGCGUGCCUGCAAAUGUGGAUACCUUGUUAUCUUGGGACUCUGUUAAGGAAUAAGGCGUUUGGAGUCGGCGAAGCAUGUUGGAACAGUGGCUGGCACCAGACUCCACUAGGUAGGAUGAUCCGACAGGAUAUUAUCAUAGUCUUGCUGAGAGCCCAGCAACCAGUCACUAUAAAAUUCCCUGGACUGCAAAGUAUUCAACUAGAAACAUUUUCUUCGAUUAUGACCACAUCAUACUCGUACUUCAAUAUGUUGAGACAGUAUAGUUGAGGAGUUUAAAAAAAAUCAUUAUAAUGAAAAUAUUAAUUCACAGUAAAUGUUUCAAGCACAUAACCCAUUGAAUUUCUCUCUGGAUCUUCUCAGUAGGUUGUGAUAUCAAUCUCGAGGUAGAUUCAGCACUGCUUUUGGUAAUGAAGAUGUUAGAAGAUUCUUUCCGGCAGAGGGUUUGCCCACAAGUUAUGGUGAAGCCAGAAUAGCCUAUCAAGGCUACUGGUAGAUAGAUAGAAAAAAAAAACAACCACAUUUAGUAGCUAUUAUACAAUAGUAUCUUUUAAGCACUAUACCACACUUUAGUUUUCUUAAUUAAUAAAUAAUGUUUACAGUAUGGUGUUUUAAUGCAAAGAUCCUUUAUCUUCUGGAAGCAAAAAGUAUAUUGGUACUGGCCCUUUGCUUGUGUGAACAAGUUCUUCAUGCCUUAUAAGCUGGGUUGCUGCAAGGCCAUACAGUAAACAAGGUAUACCUGAAACAAAAUUUACUACCAAAUUGAUCACUAUUGCCAUGGCUGAUACACAAAAGUCGAAAGUUUUGAAGUCGACGUGGCCUAAAGGAUAAGACGUCCGGUGCAUUCGUGUUGAGCGAUGCACCGAUGUUCGAAUCUCAGGCGGGUACCAAUUUUUCUAAUGAAAUACGUACUCAACAAAAGUUCACGAUUGACUUUCAGGGUGAAGGAAUAACAUCGUGUAAUAAAAAUCAAACCAACAAAAUUAUAAUUUGCGUUGGUGGUAGGACCUAUUGUGAGUCCGCGCGGGUAGGUACCACCACCCUGCCUAUUUCUGCCGUGAAGUAGUAAUGCGUUUCGGUUUGUAGGGUGAGGCAGCCCUUGUAACUAUACUUACCUUAGAAUUAUAUUUACCUUAGAACUUAUAUCUCAAGAUGGGUGGCGCAUUUACGUUGUAGAUGUCUAUGGGCUCCAGUAACCACUUAACACCAGGUGGGCUGUGAGCUCGUCCACCCAUCUAAGCAAUAAAAAAAAAUUAAAAUUAAAAAAUUCUAAGUAUAAAUUUGUUUAGUUUAUCAUGUUUAUUUAUACCUAAUGCACACAAGGGGUAACACAGGGAGUAAGGGAAGAUCGGAAUGCUACCUUCACCGGCCCUAUUGUCAACCCCAACUGCACGCGCCGGAUGGCGGCGGCGACCAACAGGUUGCCGUGGUGCUCCCUGCUAGAGAACGAACGACAACUCUGUCAAGAGUGUACGAAUAGGAAGAAGAAUGCACACAAAAAAGUGAUUUACAAAUAAGCUAAGUACUGUAAACUUUAAAUAGCUCUCCUAGCCAUUUAAAGUUUAAAAAUGUAAAGUUGUAAAAAUGUCACUUAAGCCAAAAAGCCUUUCACCCCUUGAUAUAGAUUUAUUCUUAACACACACUAUUGAAACUUCAAACUUAGGGUCUUGAGAUGAUGGUAGCAUUCACAGUGACCACUGGGCUUUGGCAGCAAUUUUUUUAUUAUUUUUUUAUUGCUCUUGUAGGCAGACGGGCGUACGGCCCACCUGAUGGUGAGUGGUUACCGUCGCCCAUGGACUUCAGCAAUGCCAGGGGCAGACCGCUGCCUACCGCUUAAUACUCCCCACAAGCCUCAUUUGAAGAAGGACAUGUGAUAGAGCUUGGGAAACACUGUGGAGGGGAACUCAUUCCAUAGCCGGGUGGUACGUACUUAGCACCAGAUGUGCAAUGACAUUAUUUAUAAAUCUAUGCAAUAAAUAAAAAAACUAAACAAGCGGUCUCAACAUCACCUCAGGGACUCAUCUGCCUACUUACUACAACUGUAAGUUUAUAAAUUACUUUUGUGCCUUAUUCAUUUUUUCAACAAUGUCCAAAAAUUUUAUAUCUACUAACUAAUAUGUAGUAAGUAUCGAAUGAAAAUCAACAUGAAUUCAAGCAAACAAAAUCUGAACCGUAAACUGAACACUAUAAACAUAAGUUGGGCCUUCAGUUAAUAGUAAUGAAUAAUAUAUAAAAAAUGUAUUUAUAAAUUGAACUACAAAAAUUUUUAUAGUUACAUACCUAAAUUUGCAACCUUUAUAAUUCUCAUAAAUUUAUCUGACAUAUUUAAGUCUUCUGCCUUUUUUCUAGAACAGUGAUAUUUUAUAUAUGGAAAACAACCAGUUCUUAAUAUUUGAUAGUUGGAAUUACCAACCUUCCAAUUAAAAUUUGACAUUCCAAACUGAUCAUCUUUCACAUAACUGUACUGAAAAGAAUGAAUAUUAUUAUACUGUAAUAGAUGUCUAAAUAGUGUUAUAUAACUUAAUAUUUAUUUAUUGCUGUUAAAUUUUGAAAUUUCAAAUCGCACAUGGUUUGCAGGAUAUCACCUUUACAAAAUAAGAAGUCCAAGGUGGUUCGUUACACUGAGUUAAAUAGGCUGUUAGAACCUCGGAUGAUGUGGGUUUAUUUGAAAAUCUUGCAAUCAGAGUAGCCAUACAUUUCCAUUCCUGGCGUAUAUGAGGAGAUACCACAAACAUGAUUUAGAAGAAAUAAUUUCUAGCUGAAAUUACUUUAAAGUUAGAAAUGUUUGUUUUAUUUUCAAACCAAUAUGUAAUGAAUUAGUGUAAUGUACGACAAAUUAAACUUUGAAACGUGGUCUUUAUAUUUAGCUACGAUUUAGGGUUUGUAUGUAGUUCAGUUACCACCUAGCGAACUUGGUUAUAAAUUAAUAUUGAUACAUAUGUACACAAAAAUAUUAAAUGAAAUUAAUUGAAAAUUGAAA
This is a messenger RNA of Bombyx mori (domestic silkworm), 4043 nucleotides long. Its product is annotated as odorant receptor 13a-like. Gene Ontology annotation, biological process: sensory perception of smell; detection of chemical stimulus involved in sensory perception of smell. The transcript is spliced from 8 exons. Bases 44 to 1333 code for a protein of 429 amino acids. Gene Ontology annotation, cellular component: plasma membrane. NCBI's taxonomy places the organism in Eukaryota, Metazoa, Arthropoda, Insecta, Lepidoptera, Bombycidae. The record is from RefSeq and is a predicted model, not a curated record. Gene Ontology annotation, molecular function: olfactory receptor activity; odorant binding.